AUGGCGGUGGCUGACGGCAUGGAGGUUGUGGCUGUGCUCUCCCAACAACGGCGACACGAAAUCGCCGCGGAGCAGCGGCAGAGGCUGAGCGACAGUGAUGUCCGGUGCUUCCCAAGCGAAGGUGUUCCAAGAGUUCUCGCUUGCUUUAGCAAUAACCUCUUGAGGCGUGAACCACUGAAACUGGUUGAUGGUGGACAAUCACAGAGAACUUUUGUUUAUAUCAAGGAUGCUAUUGAGGCUGUUCUUUUGAUGAUUGAAAACCCAGCCAGGGCUAAUGGUCACAUUUUUAAUGUGGGCAACCCCAACAAUGAAGUUACAGUGAGACAGCUUGCUGAAAUGAUGACUCAGGUUUAUGCCAAGGUGAGUGGAGAAUCAUCACUUGACACACCAACAGUUGAUGUGAGCUCAAAAGAAUUUUAUGGUGAAGGAUAUGAUGAUAGUGACAAGAGAAUUCCAGACAUGACCAUCAUCAACAGACAGCUUGGAUGGAAUCCAAAGACAUCGCUCUUUGACCUGCUGGAGUCAACCCUUACUUACCAACACAGGACGUAUGCAGAAGCAGUGAAGAAGGCAACCUCAAAACCCAUGGAAAGCUAAGCACCAUAUAUAGUGAAUGAUAAGUUGGUUUCUCUUCAAUGUGCUGCUCUACUCUGCUUAUUCAUUUUAAGGGACACGGUAUUUCGUUUCUUCUCAGAUACAAUAUAUUCUGUCUCAUAAGCCUAUAGCACACUGUUGUACUUGUAAUGAUCAUCAUCUUGUGUUGUCUAAUGUCUUUUACAAGUUUGCUUCACUAGAUAUAAACCUUGCCUCCAUUAAAUUUUGUUGUAAUCGAGGAAAAGUUUUAGAGGGGGUUCUUCUCUAAUAUGCCUUAAAGACAGUAUAUUGUUUUGUUCAAACCAUUUUAGUCUACCA
This is a messenger RNA of Salvia hispanica, 912 nucleotides long. The record is from RefSeq and is a predicted model, not a curated record. NCBI's taxonomy places the organism in Eukaryota, Viridiplantae, Streptophyta, Magnoliopsida, Lamiales, Lamiaceae.